GACGUAUUAGGUGCGAAAUCCGGUGGAACUCGGAAGAGAAGCGGCUGAGAAUUAUCAAGAAAUUUGACAAAAAUGGUGAAAACGAACCUCUGAAUCCUGGUAGAUCAUGGAGAACGAAGCAAACUCUUUCCAUGUUGAGUUCCCAGAUUUUUCGUGCUCCCUUCUUAAGAAGCUGAACCAGCAGCGUCAGAGGGGGCAGCUGUGUGACCUCAUUGUAUCCCUAGGUGGACACCAGUUCCGAGCCCACCGUGCUGUACUUGCAGCCAGUUCCCCCUAUUUCUGUGACCAAGUGCUGCUGAAGAACAGUGCCCGUGUAGUCCUGCCUGAUGUCAUGCACCCCUGUGUGUUUGAGAGGCUCCUCCUGUCCUGCUACACUGGAGCUCUCUCUGUCCCGUCUGGGGAGGUGGUGGCUUUCCUGACUGCUGCUAGUUUUCUGCAAAUGUGGCAUGUGGUGGACAAGUGCACUGAACUGUUGGAGGUCGGAAAUAAGACAAGUAGUGGAAAUUUUGAACACGGGUCAUCCCCUACAGAAGAUGGUUAUGAUAUAGAUAAUGAAGACGACGGCGGAUUUGAGGGCGCCAGCCAGACAGGUGGUCACAAGGAGGACCUGGGGGUAGAGGAGUUGCUGGAGGAUGGGGUCUCCUUCCCUUCAGUGGGACCAGGAACUUCACAGAGUGCAAGUUGUUCUCCCCACGAAAGGUCGAGCAGUGAAAGUGGGGAUCCAGACUCUGCUGACAUUCAGCGGUCCAGAUCUACUUAUGUUCCACCCAGUAUUAUGGGUCAUAGAAAAAGGGUGCACAUAAAAUCCGAGAGGCAGAGUCGUGAAGAUUGUAGUGGCCUUUUGGGAAGCGACUCUCAUCCUGUGUCUGACUCAGAUCAGGCCAGUCAUACAGCAGACGUCAUGGAGGACUGUUUGGAGGAGAAGCUGGCAACACGCUUUGAUGAGAACAUGGAUGGAGACUGCUCCUAUGAAGACCCCCUGGACUUCUAUGGGACCUCCAUUGCAGGUUUCUCCCAGGAUGGUGAUGAAGGCUCUCCUGCAGUAUCUAAGGAUGACCUGCAGCCAGAUGAAAGUGCAGGUGUAAUUAAGGGUGAGGAAGACGGCUCCCAGGGAGGUGGUGACACAAAAGAGCAGACCACCCACUCAGGAUUCGCAUCUGUGGUGUACAAGCUCUACCCAUGUCAGUGUGGCAAAAGCUUCACCCACAAGAGCCAGAGAGAUCGGCACAUGAGCAUGCACUUAGGCUUGCGACCAUUCGGCUGUGCUGUUUGUGGCAAGAGCUUCAAGAUGAAGCACCAUCUGGUUGGGCACAUGAAGAUUCACACAGGCAUCAAGCCCUACGAGUGCAACCUUUGUUCGAAGCGCUUCAUGUGGAGAGACAGCUUCAACCGCCACACCUCCACUUGUGCCAAGGCCCACCAGGCCCGUCGGACCAGAGCAGAACAUUCCUCUUAGAUCUGCUGUCCCUAGCACGCUGACUGGAGUUACCAGGAAUCUACCAGGAUCUUGUCGUGAAUGUUUUAGAAGAGAGCGAAAGCUUCCCAGGUUUUCAUUCACUGCAGGAAUGUGCAGAAGCUGAAGGGAUCUAUAGCACUUACAGGUGUUCAGGUGUACCCAAGACCAUGCGUUCUCUCGAAUUAAACGGUAUCAUAGCAACCAUGUCUAUAUUUUAAACGGUUUUAAAAAGUCUAUUUUCAACCACAGCCUUCGAAACAUCAAAGAUUAUCAAGUACAGUUGCAUAGGUUUGAAUCAGCGAUGUUUUGAUGGCCUUUGUGGAUAGAACUCCCCUUUCACUGGGGCCAUUACAGUUCUCUGGGGUGUCACAGUGUGCUUUAUAGAGCACAGUGAGGGGGAAGAACAGGUGUUGGAGUCAUUUUAUACACUGAAGUCUGUAUGAUUAUCAGGGUCAUUUGGCAGUUGCAUCUAAAAAUGUAAAUCCUAACUGACGUUGAUGAUUCUCACCAGUGUUUAUUUUUUUCCAAAUCAGAGUCUAGUCUCUUUGAGGCAGUUAGCUUCUGUUAAGAAGUUAUUUUGUAAAUGGUGCCAUUGUAAUUGUGUAACAUUGUAGGAAAUGUUUAUGGCUGUACAAAGCCAUCACAACAUGCACAGGUGUAAAUAUCAGAAAUAGUUUAUACAUCCACACUGUUAUGGCAAAAUGCAAACCUCAGAAUAUGUGUUAGUUAAGAAUUAACACCAAAACAGGGAAAUAACUAUAGAGACCUUUGUAAAGGGCUGUAAUGUAAUAGAAUAGGAGCUGAAUAUUUGCAUGUAUUGUUAUUUAACGGACUGUUGUAACGUGAGCUUCAGCAUCAUUGAGUUUAUGGCUUAGUAAGUCUAGUUGUGUGUUCGUAAGAAGCACAGAUGCUUGUGAUACAAAUACGAAUGAUCGCAGUAAAGUUUUUUUUUUUGUUGUUGUUGUUUUUUUUGGAACCUGGUGACAAAUUUAAAAGUUGCGUAUGCUACUGGUCUUGACUGAGACACUUAAAAUGUCUCUGAAAAUUGUAUAUUAUUAUUAUAUAUUAUUAAGUACUAAUAGCACACAGAAAGAAAAACUGUCCCACUUCCGGUUUUAACUCUGUUCCUGUAGUGCUGUGUACUAGGCAAAAGAACUGAUGGGUAACCUUAAUCCCAUAUUACUCCAGGGAUGCUGUUACUUCAACUGCCAAAUGUUAGAAGCUCUGAGCAAAAAUGCAUUCUAAGAGUAGUUAAUAACUAACGUGAAACCUCAAUUACAACAGAACCUCAGCGUUUGUGAUAUUUGAAAGCAUGAACCUGUAUAUUGGUAGUUAUUGCAGUCUUAGAAUUACAGUAACUGUAGGCUGACGUAGUAUGAAAUAUGGACUUCUCUGUUGCCACAAAAUACUGAAUAUGUUCUCCUCAUCACACAUUGCUUGAAUUUGUAACAAUUACUCUCCCUUUAUUUAGAUUCAUGUAAAUAAUUUUCUAAUGGCGACUUCAUGAACACAUGCUCAUGUGAUUCUACAUGCCUCAAAGAAAACAAGCAUAAGACAAUCAUGUAGGGAUUUGUAGAGUCUGCCAACUCCAUUGCUACGUGUUAAAGACCAUUUCACCAAAUUGAGACUUCGCUAUUUUGAAAAUUAGUGUUUAAAUGAUUGUAGUAUUGGUACAAAAAGGUCCUCGGCAUCUUUCUAAAACAUGGAUUUACCCUCUUUUGAGUUGUAAGAAAUAGAACUGAACAUGUGUUGAACUAUGUAUUGUGAAAUGUCUUUCAUUCAAAACAAGUAAUACGUUUUUAAAAAUUCUAGAUAUUUUAAAAAGAUAUUUAGUUAAUUAAUUCAACCAUUUACAGUCAGUGGGACACAAAAUGUAGUAUCGGAAUCUGGGGAACAACUGAUGAAUGAAGUAUAGAACAAAUUCAGUGUGAUGGUUGAGUACAGGGCUGGUUUCUGGGACAGAUGUUGAGCCUGUUCCUGGAUGUUCCAGUGAAGUAGGUAGAGCUUGAUGUUAUCUGGGCUCAGGAAACCAGCAGAAUAUUUGCUGUCCACUUAUUUACCAGUUUGUCUUAAAGACUGUUUGGGAAGCUUUUUAUUUUGCUGUCUCCCAAUUGAUUACUACCUCAAGAGCAUUAUCAUGUGGUAGACCUGUUGAUCAGAACAGUUGCUCGGAGAUUUUCUUUCAGGAGUAUCCCUUGCCUUUUUUACAUUGUUGUGUUGUUUUCUUCUUAUAGAAGAACUUUGUGAGAGGUUUGUACAAAGAUGUGUUGAGCAAUAAACGUUUUAUUACUACUGA
This is a messenger RNA of Pygocentrus nattereri (red-bellied piranha), 3752 nucleotides long. It is a transcript of the gene zbtb43, whose product is annotated as zinc finger and BTB domain containing 43. The record is from RefSeq and is a predicted model, not a curated record. Gene Ontology annotation, biological process: regulation of transcription by RNA polymerase II. NCBI's taxonomy places the organism in Eukaryota, Metazoa, Chordata, Actinopteri, Characiformes, Serrasalmidae. The transcript is spliced from 2 exons. Bases 107 to 1456 code for a protein of 449 amino acids. Gene Ontology annotation, molecular function: DNA-binding transcription factor activity, RNA polymerase II-specific; protein binding; RNA polymerase II cis-regulatory region sequence-specific DNA binding.